Anguilla rostrata (American eel) is the source of this 3178-nucleotide messenger RNA. RefSeq names its product Kv channel interacting protein 2 (gene kcnip2). Bases 588 to 1265 code for a protein of 225 amino acids. NCBI's taxonomy places the organism in Eukaryota, Metazoa, Chordata, Actinopteri, Anguilliformes, Anguillidae. The transcript has 8 exons. Gene Ontology annotation, molecular function: potassium channel regulator activity; calcium ion binding. Gene Ontology annotation, biological process: regulation of potassium ion transmembrane transport. The record is from RefSeq and is a predicted model, not a curated record. Gene Ontology annotation, cellular component: voltage-gated potassium channel complex.
UGUGGCGGAGCCCGCGGAGUAAGGAGAGAGAGAGAGAGGGAGAGAGAGAGAGACAGCGAGAGAGAGUGAGAGAGAGAGAGAGCUUUUGCCACUGAUCACCGUGUUUGCUCUGUUCUUCCGCACUUCAUUUGCCUCACCGUAGACAGCUUGGAUUCCAAAAAUAAGGGUAAAAAAAAACAAAAGGAAGAGAUAAAACAAUCUCUGGAGACGGCGUCCUUUGAAAGCAGGAGGAGGAAAAAACAAAACGGCGGAAAAAAAAUCACUGGUGAGCGAGAAAAAGAAAAUCGGCGGUGCUGGGAGAGGUGUGGAGCGGCGCGCGUCGUUUCUUCGCCUCUCCUUCCAUCGCUGUUCCCCACUUUGAGGCUCCGGCGCUGAUCCUGCACAGGUGGAGCGGCGGUUUGAGAUCAGCGAGGGAGAAGGUUCCAGAGGAUCAUCAGCAGGGGUGGGCAGGAGCCGCACGUCCCCUCGACACACACACACACACACACACACACACUCGCGCACGCGCGCACGCGCUCAAGCACGCUCCCGCUUGUCCUACCGCACGCCUGUCGCCCGCCGUCGUCCCGAGCAGCCGUCCAGCCGAGAUGAGCCGGUGCAGGGGGAGGUGCCGGCGGCAGCUGGCCAAGGCGGCGCGCUACUUCUACCGCUUCCUGAUGGGCACGCUGGCGCAAGACAGCAUUGAGGACGACUUUGAGCUGUCGACAGUGUGCUGCCGGCCCGAGGGCCUGGACAAGCUGCAGGAGCAGACCAAGUUCACCAAGAAGGAGCUGCAGAUCCUCUACAGGGGGUUCAAGAACGAGUGCCCCUGUGGAAUGGUCAAUGAGGAGACCUUCAAGCUCAUCUACUCACAGUUCUUCCCACAGGGAGAUUCAAGCAUGUAUGCACAUUUCCUGUUUGAUGCUUUUGACACUCAGAAGAAUGGAUCUGUUAGUUUUGAGGACUUUGUCACAGGCCUGUCAGUCAUACUCAGGGGAUCCAUCGUUGACCGGCUCAACUGGGCAUUUAACCUGUAUGAUCUAAAUAAGGAUGGGUGCAUCACCAAAGAGGAGAUGACGGACAUCAUGAAGUCCAUAUAUGACAUGAUGGGGAAGUGUACCUACCCUACCAUGCAGGAAGACGCUCCCAGGGAACAUGUGGAGAACUUCUUCCGGAAAAUGGACCGGAACAAUGAUGGCGUUGUCACUAUUGAGGAGUUCAUUGAGUCAUGCCAAAAGGAUGAAAACAUCAUGCAGUCCAUGCAGCUGUUUGACAACGUCAUUUAAGGAUACAUUUCUUAGGAGACGGUGGAGUGGGCGUGGUCAAGCGAGCCCUGUGUGUUUGCAGUUAGGGACUCCUCCUCCUACCCCACCAAGCCCAAUCCCACCCCCACCUCUCCAUUGGCUGCCUGACAAGGAGGCUCAUCUCCCCCUUGUGUCCUCUCUCUCCUCCCCUGAGACUAGAGGGAGCUGGUGCAGGCUGACUUGCUGGGGGAGCCGAGGGAUGGAAUUGGAAUUUGUUUUACCGUUUGUUUCCUUGAAUUUAUGAGACUGCUUUGGCAUCGAAUGGACUCCUGAGCACCCCUAUUCCACACCAUCACCAAAAUCCCUGCCCUUCUCACACACACACACUCACACACACUCACACACAUACGCACACACAGGCACCCUUAUUCCACACCAUCUCCAACCCCCCUCCGCCUCCCAUACACACACACUCUCUCUCUCUCUCUCUCUCUCUUUCUCUCACACACACACACUCACACACACACACACUCUGUCACCCCUUGUCUCGGGAAGGGAGGAAGGGUAGAGAUCGACGGUCAACUUGAGACUUCAAUUACAGUUUAGUUAUUUGGCAGAUGCUCUUACCCAAAGCGACUUAGAAAAGUGCAUUUUACAUGGUACACAAACAAAACACUUGAUGAAAAUCCUUUCCCAAGGGAACCUAGCUGACCAAAAGACUUGGAUCCCGGCUGGCUUGGACACCUAACCGUGAUGACAGCAAUUUGCAGCUUGUAUUUUUUUUUUUUUUUUUGACCGCAUGAUGUCAACCAUAGAAAAUCUCAGUCUAUCAAUAUAUUUAUCGACGUGCUCCAAACCCUGCCUGCAGUUCUCCUCGUCUGUCCCUGGAUACUUCUCCAACUGUUUGCAUCACUUCGGCCUGUCUCUCCCCGAAAGCAAGACUCAUGGGAGGGGCAACAGUGUCUGCCCUCAGUCACCUGACCCCUACGGAAGAAACGAUUGGUUUCAGAUCACUGAGUCACUGGUAACACACAGUGGCUCUACCCCGUUUCUGGUUUCAGGAAGCCUCACUCGCCCAUCCCUUUACUACCCGGCACCCCGACACUCUGCAAUAGUGCAUAGAAGCAACAGUACAAAAUGGCCUAUGCAAUAGCAUUCUUGCAAUGUUUCUGUGAUGUUAUUUGUGAUGUACGACCAUACAGUAAUGUUAUGAGAAUGUAAAGUGUUAUCUGGGACCAUAAAGGAAACCUUUGCUGUAGAUGCUGGCAGACAGCAGUGGUUGUACAUACCACAAAUCUAAACUCAAAGUCCAAAAACAAGAUUUAAAAAAAAAAAUGUAAUCAGAGUAUAUGUAUUCACAUAAUUCAUAUUUAAUGAGCUGACCAAGAAAAGCAAGUGAUGUCAAAUAAUACAUAGAGAAAGGUUUCCCUUAGCUCUUUUUUUACGUCAGCACAGGACAACCAGCGCAACGGGCAGAUGAACGUAGCAAAAGCCAGGUGAAAAUGGCUUCCCUUACCGCCGUGGCCGGUACAGGUGUUCUGUUCCGUCCCCUCUGUGACCCCAAAAUAAACCCCAGACGGCAGAGGCGCCGGGUCCGACGGCGGCCUUGCCGCUGCCGGUUGCUAUGGCGAUGCUCCCGCGGGUGCGGCAGGUGCGCGGACGGAGCAGUGGCGCCUCGGCUUCGCCGUCGCCCGAGAGCCGACCCUGCGUGCUCCCUCCAGCUGUGGCCAGCCCAGAGUCCCACCGCCUGACACUUAUCAACAGCGCGCUCCUCCGUUUGGUCGCUCUUGUUGACACAAAACAAGCACAAGCCAGACGCAAAUAACCAGAGGAGAUCUUUUAUUAAUAAUCGCAGCUGGUACGGCACCUUCAUAGCACAUUCUUCUUCUGUCAGUCCAAGUCCCUGUUCCUCCCGAAGGACAUCCACUUCAGUGGUCUGCAUUCUUUAGUUGAUU